Molecule: messenger RNA, 1266 nt
Organism: Caenorhabditis briggsae
Lineage: Eukaryota; Metazoa; Nematoda; Chromadorea; Rhabditida; Rhabditidae
Exons: 5
Coding region: 1-1266 (421 amino acids)
Source: RefSeq, a predicted model, not a curated record
AUGGCUACUGAUAACUCAUUGACUAUCCUUGAAGAUGGAAACGGACUUUUUGGAACCCAUGUCACUCUGAAAGAUGUGAAUGAUGCUAUACGAGAACAAAUGGACACGGAUCUUGAACUGACACCAAAAAGCAAAAUGACUGUCAUAGGGGAUGGAAAUGGGUUUUCCUCUUGUGUCAUUCUCAUUAGCUGCAAAUGGAACAAACCUUCCGACACUCUCCCUCAUAAGAUUGUCCUCAAAGUUGUGUCAUUCUCACAUAUCAAAGCGUUAAUUAGUAAAGCAGAGAAGGAAGGAAUAUUCAAAAAAUCAGAAAAUGAGAAGAAAGACAUGAAUGCUAAUUUUGAGAUUUCUAUUCAAAGGAUUCACAACCAAGAAGUGGAUUUUUAUAAUGUUUUGAAAAAAGGAGAACCGGAGAACCUUUUGAUACUGAAGGUCUAUUUUACCAGCAAAUUCGAUGAGAACAAUAAGACCAAAGGAUUCAUUGGGAUGGAAUAUAUUGAAGGUUCGGAAACUCGGCAUUCAUAUGAAAACUGUACUGUGAAAGAAAUCCAACCCGUUCUAAAAGCGAUAGCACAUAUUCAAGCUUUAACAGUUUCCACACCAGAAGAAGAAAUCGAAAAAACUUUCAAUGAUAGCUCCUAUACGGAGUCAAUGAAGUCAAUGAUGGAAGGUGACAGAAUGACUGGAAUUUUUAUGCACACGAAAAACCAGAACCCGGAAAGAUUCGGAGAGUUGGUCGCCAGCGUUGAAAGGUUGGCACCAGGAAUACUAGAUUUUGAGAAGGCAUGCAAUCUCAACAAAUAUAUUGGUAUUAACAAAAACGUUUUUGUUCAUGGUGACCUUUGGUCUGCUAAUAUACUGUUCGCCCCGGGAAAGGAUGCAUCAAUGUAUGUCAGCAAAGUUUUAGACUAUCAGCUGGCACAUAUGGGAAAUCCGGCUGAAGAUUUGGUGCGUUUCUUGUGCUCAACAUUAUCUGGAUCAGAGCGUCGACAGAACUGGGAGCGACUUUUAGAGGAUUUUUAUGCAUAUUUCUUGGAGGCAAUGCAAACGAGAGAAAUUCCAUACACACUGGAACAGUUGAAACUGUCGUAUCGUUCUUAUUUUCCGAUGGGCGGAUUGGCUCUUCUACCUUUAUUGGGUCCUGCUGUAGACGUCAAAAUAAAAUCGAUGAGUGAGCAAACGGCUGAAAAGUACCAGAAAGUUUUGGCCGAAAAAAUUGAAUGCUUAUUGGAGGAUGUGGAAAAGUUCUACUUGGAGACUAUUUGA